UUGUUUUUUCCUGUUCGAAAAGGGAAAUAAGAGCAGAGCAGAGUAUCAAUUGGAUGGACAGAAACUUCCCUACUACUUUUCCACUUGCUGCAGCUGAACUGUUCCAAAGAAAUAUACACUUCAGUUAUAUAUAUGUGUGCAAUUUUUUACUCUUGACACAAGGAGAGGUAAGCACAAUGUCUAUCCACUACAUUCCCAUCUUCUUCCUCCUAUUCUUGAGUUCGUUCUGCAAAUCGGAUGACCAGCUGACACAUGCAAAGCCACUCACCCACAGCGACAUGCUAAUCUCCAAUAGCGGGUACUUUGCUCUCGGCUUCUUCUCUCCCACCAGUACCAACAACAGCUUUUACCUUGGCAUAUGGUAUCACAGCCUCCCUGGACCACGCACCAUUGUGUGGGUGGCCAACCGAGACAACCCAAUCUCCACCCAUUCAUCUGCGACGUUAAUCAUCAACAACAGUUCUGAUCUGGUGCUGUCUGACUCCCAUGGCCACAAUAUAUGGAGGACGGAGACCAAUAUCACCGCUGGAGCCACCAGAGCCCAUGCAGUGCUACUUGACCAGGGGAACUUUGUCCUUCGCUUGCCGAAUGGCAUGGACAUAUGGCAGAGCUUCCAUUAUCCGACCGACACAAUACUUCCAGCCAUGAAAUUUGUGUUUAGCUACAAGGCAAAAAUCGUCGAGCGGCUCGUUGCUUGGAAGGGCUUGGAUGACCCAUCCUCUGGGGACUUUUCAUACAGUGGCGACCCUAGCUAUCCGUAUCUUCAAGUAUUGACUUGGAACAAGACCAUCCCAUACUGUCGCCUGGGUGUGUGGAAUGGUAUGCCAGUAGCCGGUGGCAGAAUAUUGACCAACACCAGCUCCAUCUUGUACCAAACGGUCAUCAACACCGGAGAUGAGUUCUACUUCGUGUACGCAAUCUCCAACAACUUACAAUUUCCUGAAAUGAAGGUUCCUGGAAAUUUCUUGCACAUACGGAACAAAAGCUUUGAUCAAUGCGAGGCCGUGUGCAACCACAACUGCUCCUGCACGGCUUUCGCUUAUGCCAAUAUGAGUGGUGGCAGUGCUAUGGCCGACCCGUCAAGAUGUUUGGUUUGGUCAGGGGAGCUUAUCGACAUUGGGAAGAUACCCAACGGCGAGAACCUACACAUCCGACUUGCCGAUACUGCUGUUGACAAGAAGGUCAGUUCAGUGAAGAUUACACUCCCGAUUAUAGCAUGCCUACUGCUACUAUCAUGCAUAGCCCUCGUCUGGAUAUACAAAUACAGAGGUAAACGGCGAAAUGAGGAGACCCAGAGGAAAAUGAUGCUAGGAUACUUUAGCACGUCCAAUGAGCUCGGAGGAGAAAAUACAGAAUUUCCAUUUGUUAACUUCAAAGACAUCCUUUCAGCCACAAAAUUCUUUGCUAACUCCAACUUGAUUGGACGGGGAGGUUUUGGCAAAGUUUACAAGGGAACACUAGAGGGUGGAAAGGAGGUAGCUGUCAAAAGGCUUAGUAAGGGUUCUGGACAAGGUACAGUAGAGUUCAAAAAUGAAGUAGUUCUAAUCUCCAAACUACAGCACAAGAACCUGGUCAGGCUUCUUGGAUGCUGCAUUCAUGAAGAUGAGAAGUUACUGAUCUACGAAUACUUACCUAACAAAAGUCUGGAUGCCUUUCUUUUCGAUGCUGCACAAAAGCACGUACUUGAUUGGUUCACACGGUUCAAGAUAAUUAAAGGGAUAUCAAGAGGCCUUCUUUAUCUCCAUCAAGAUUCAACAUUAACAAUAAUCCACAGAGAUCUUAAAACAAGCAACAUCUUGUUGGACACAGAGAUGACCCCCAAAAUUUCAGAUUUCGGUAUGGCAAGAAUCUUUGGUGCAAACCAGAACCAAGCAAACACGACCCGGGUUGUUGGGACAUACGGCUAUAUGUCACCUGAAUAUGCGAUGGGAGGUGCUUUUUCUGUAAAAUCAGACACAUAUAGCUUUGGUGUUCUUCUCUUGGAGAUUGUUAGUGGAUUGAAGAUCAGCUCAUCCCAUCUCAUAGCAAACUUUUGUGGUCUUAUUGCUUAUACAUGGAGAUUAUGGGAAGAUGGAAAAGCAAUUCAAUUGGUAGACUCUUCAGUUUUGGCAAGCUGCCCGCAUGACGAAGUUCUACGGUGUAUCCAUGUGGCACUCUUGUGUGUUCAAGACCGUGCCAGCGAUAGGCCCCUAAUGUCAUCAGUUAUUUUUAUGUUGGAAAACAAAACUACGUUCCUUCCGGCUCCAAAGCAACCUGUAUAUUUUGCAGUGAGUAACUGUGGGGAUGGAGAAGGAAGUGAGAGCAUGGAGAAUUCCUUGAAUGGAGUAAGUAUCACAACACUCAAGGGCCGUUAGAUGUUUCACAACUUAUUGUAGCAAAUUUGAGUACAACUAGUUGUAUAGUUUUAUGGUUCACUUUCCGUGAACUGAAAUUUCCGUAGGUGGUUGUAAUAUUCGUGAGUUUAUUAUAUGAGAAAUUUGAAUAAUAAUUGCUACCCCGGACCUGAUCGAUACAACCAACUGAAUUUUAA
This is a messenger RNA of Lolium perenne, 2530 nucleotides long. Its product is annotated as G-type lectin S-receptor-like serine/threonine-protein kinase B120. NCBI's taxonomy places the organism in Eukaryota, Viridiplantae, Streptophyta, Magnoliopsida, Poales, Poaceae. Gene Ontology annotation, biological process: protein phosphorylation. Gene Ontology annotation, cellular component: plasma membrane. Gene Ontology annotation, molecular function: protein serine/threonine kinase activity; ATP binding. The record is from RefSeq and is a predicted model, not a curated record.